UCCUGCCCUAUUUCUAGUAUUUCUUUUGGUCCUCGGGCAGGACAGAGUCGAUCCCUACUCCAGGCACCAUGAGGUGGUCCCACCUGCUCCUCGGCCUCCUCUUGGCCUUCUAUGUGAAAGCUGAAGAGUCCACCAAGUCCGCACCCGCAGACUCCUCCAGCGAGGAGAAGCCGGAUGACAUCCUAGAAGAGGAGAACGUGCUGGUCCUCAACCAGAAGAACUUUGACAACGCCCUCCGAACCUACAAGUACCUACUGGUGGAGUUUUAUGCCCCAUGGUGCGGCCAUUGCAAGGACCUGGCCCCAAAAUAUAGUAAAGCUGCAGAAGCCCUGAAGGAGAAGACCUCGGAGGCUCGUCUGGCCAAAGUGGAUGCCACCGAAGAGAAAGAUCUCGGCGAUGAGAUUGGGGUCAAUGGAUACCCUACAAUAAAGUUCUUCCUAAACGGAAACAGAACUGGUCACAUUGAUUAUGGAGGCAGGAGAGAUGUUGAGGGCAUCGUCCGAUGGAUGCUGAGGAGGAUGGAGCCCGAAGCAAUAGUGGUGGAGACUGUGUCGGCCGCUGAGGAGUUUAUCAAAUCUCAUGAAAACCCAGUGAUUGGUUUCUUCAAGGACCCUGAAGAUGUCGACCUAAACAUCUACAAUGAGGUAGCAGGAAUCACUGAAGACUUCCACUUUGCCGUCGCUCAUAAAGAAGAAAUAUUCCAGAAGUUCGGAGUUUCUACAGACAGUGCCAUCUAUUUUAAGAAUUCCGAAGAGAAAUACGAAUACAAAGGAGACGAGGAUCUGGGCUUCGACAAAGACGAACUGGUUAAAUUCCUUAAGAUCAACAACAUCGACCUGGUCACCGAAUACAACGAUGAGACAUCAGAAAAAAUCUUCGCAGCCAAGAUUCCCAACCACUUACUGCUGUUUAUUAACAAAACCGUGGGCGAGCAACUUCAACUUAUAGAGAAUUUCCGACAGGCGGCACCUGACUUCAAAGGAAAGGUUCUAUUUGUUUCGAUUAAUUCCGACGGGCCUCACGCUGGGGUUCUGGAAUACUUCGGACUCACGCAAGAAGAUAUCCCCACAAUCCGUUUCAUCAACAUGGACCAGGUGAAAAAGUACGUCUUCAAUGCCGACAAAAUAACAACCGAGACCGUCAAAGAGUUUUGCCAAGGAGUGCUCGACGGUAAAAUAAAGCAAAACCUGCAAAGUGAGGAACUUCCUGAAGACUGGGACAAGAAGCCUGUCAAAGUUCUCGUGGGCAAAAAUUUCGAGGAAGUUGCGUAUGAUGAGACGAAGAAUGUUUUUGUGGAAUUCUACGCCCCUUGGUGUUCUCACUGUAAGGAACUAGAACCCAUCUGGGAGGAGCUUGGAGAAAAAUACAAGGACCACGAAAACGUCAUCAUCGCUAAAAUAGACGGUACCGCAAAUGAAAUAGAUGGGCUGAGAGUGAGAGGUUACCCCAACCUAAGGUUCUUCCCUGCAGGACCGGGAAGAAAGAUGAUUGAGUACACCAAGAAUAGGACGGUGGAGCUGUUUUCCCAAUUUAUUGAUAGCGGCGGAGUGCUACCCGUGGAUGUAGAGGAACAGUUCGUAGAAGAUCUGAAAGCCGCUCAAGAAAAAGAUAUAAAAGUAGAAGAUGUCAUUCCCGAGAAGAAGAGGAAUUGUAGUCAUGUAACGCACCAAGCGAUAUUAAAUGGACAUUAUUUUGGCCAAAAAAAAAAGUUUCUCCAACACUUAAAGGUUAACCGAUUUAUACAAGCAUGAAAUAAUAAAGUUUUUACA
Hyla sarda is the source of this 1769-nucleotide messenger RNA. RefSeq names its product protein disulfide-isomerase-like. Gene Ontology annotation, cellular component: endoplasmic reticulum. The record is from RefSeq and is a predicted model, not a curated record. NCBI's taxonomy places the organism in Eukaryota, Metazoa, Chordata, Amphibia, Anura, Hylidae. Gene Ontology annotation, molecular function: protein disulfide isomerase activity. Bases 69 to 1751 code for a protein of 560 amino acids. Gene Ontology annotation, biological process: response to endoplasmic reticulum stress; protein folding. The transcript is spliced from 11 exons.